This is a messenger RNA of Drosophila serrata, 8324 nucleotides long. RefSeq names its product female sterile (1) homeotic (gene fs(1)h). Gene Ontology annotation, biological process: chromatin remodeling; regulation of DNA-templated transcription. The record is from RefSeq and is a predicted model, not a curated record. Gene Ontology annotation, cellular component: nucleus; chromatin. Lineage: Eukaryota; Metazoa; Arthropoda; Insecta; Diptera; Drosophilidae.
GACGUGUUUCCACCUCUAGUUUUGUAUAUGUUUUGUAAAAUAGUUUAUUUCAUGAUAAAUCACAAAAAUUAAUCAUUUCUUCGUGAUUAUCGGCAUAAACAUGGAUAUAUUGGAAUAUCGUUGAUGCUACUUCCAGCUCUAUUAAAAAUUUCCACUCUUUUUAACAGUCGUGUACAAUUUUGCAUGUUGUAUAUGUUCGAUUUAAACACAACUGUUUUGAAACAACAGAAGCAACAAAGAAUGAUUUCGUUUAAUAAUAAUAAUAAAUGACAACAACAACAACAGCAGCAGCAGCAACACAGAAACAUCAAUAACAACACAGCAAUCAAGCAACUAAACGCCAUUCGAAUUUCGGAUUAUUAAACAAACGAAAGGCGAAAACAACAUUAAACGUGAAAAGCGGCCGCAGGAAAAAUAAUCAUCGCAUCGCAUCGCAUCGCCUCGCCUCGCCUUAGCUGGAAAAGAUUUAACGGGUUAAUAGCAGCAAUAAUGCCUACCGUUGCCUUACACGACGUAUCGGACUUGGCCGCAGGACUCGCCAUCCAAUGAGAGGAGCCUGGGCGCUAAGAAUCUGGAGCAGGGGUGUGCACAGACAUUGCUGAGCAUGAAGCAACAGCACAAUCCCUCGACUAAGAACCAAUUUGCAUCAAUCACAGCGACGAAGAGUAAAGCAGGAGCGGAGCAAGAAGCAAUAGAUAGAGGAUACGGACCGGGAGCCGCUGUCAGGAGGUGUCAGGAGCCAGCAGGAGCUGCUGCGUCCAGGAGACGGAGGAGGAGGUGGUCGCCGUCAACGACGGCCACACAAUCGAUCUAGCGAUCAACGCAAAAGAGAAUAUUCAUACCCAUUUACACACACAAGCGGGAAAAAGGAAGAAUAAUCAAGGGCAGGAGCAGGACGAGACAAGGAGGAGCAGCAGCAAGGGAGGCCACAACGGCGGACGGCGAGGAGACGGAGACGGCCCGGGCGUGUGUGUUUGUUAAAGCUCGUGAAAGUGAGCUCGUGUGUGGUGUGCUGCCCCCCAAAGUGUGUGCGUGAGUAGUGUGCGUGUGUCGGCCGUCUCAGUCGAGAACGAAAAGGAUACGAAGGAUCCACAAGUCCAGCAGUAGAAGCACCACCAAUCUAUCAGCAGCAAAUCAGCAAUCCCUCAUUCACGCCACCAACUAAACACCAAUUACAACGCCACCACUCCACAACUUCAGCCACCAUGUCGUCCAGUGAGCCACCUCCCCGGUAUGAGCCGCCCGUGGAGCCAGUCAAUGGCAUUGUACAGCCACCGGUAAUCCCGCCAGCGGAGCGACCCGGCCGCAACACCAAUCAACUGCAAUAUCUGAUCAAGACGGUGAUGAAGGUGAUAUGGAAGCACCACUUCUCGUGGCCCUUCCAGCAGCCCGUCGAUGCCAAGAAGCUCAACCUGCCCGACUACCACAAGAUCAUCAAACAGCCCAUGGACAUGGGUACGAUCAAGAAGCGGUUAGAGAACAACUACUACUGGUCGGCCAAGGAGGCCAUCCAUGAUUUCAACACCAUGUUCAACAACUGCUACGUCUACAACAAGCCCGGCGAGGAUGUUGUUGUCAUGGCCCAAACGCUCGAGAAGGUCUUCCUGCAGAAGGUCGAAUCGAUGCCCAAGGAGGAGCUCGAGCUGGAACCGGUGACGGCCAAGGGUGGCAAGAAGAAACAACGUGUUCCCACCACGCCCAAGGCAACGGGCGGUGCGUCAUCAGCAUCCGGCGGUGCCCCCUCAACGCCAGCGGUUAGCAGCGGUGCCGGCAAAGUGUCCACUGCUGCUGCUGGAGCCGCUUCAUCUGCGCAACAGUUACCCGGCCAUGCCGGCGCAACGGGAGCGAGUGGCGGAGCUGCGACACCCGGCGCCGGUACGGGUUCGGGACCGGGUACGCAAGCCGCCCGACCUGUUUCCGCCAUGGGUGGCACGGUUUCAUCGACGGCCGGCGGUGCACCGUCCAUACCACCGAUUAGCACAAUGCCACCGCAUACGGUGCCCGGCAGCACCAAUACGACGACGACAGCGAUGGCUGGCGGCGCCGGUGGAGCUGGUGCGGCAGGAAAUCCCAAUGCCGUUGCCCUAAUGGCCAGCCUCCUGAAUACGGGCCAGGCUGGCGCAUAUCCCGGCGGACCCGGCCAAACGGCAGUCAAUAGCUCAUCCCUACUCGAUGGCAGCUCAGGCGCCGCAGCAGCGGCGGCAGUGGCAGCAGCAGCAGCGGCGGCAGCAGCAGCGGCGGCGGCGACAGGAGCAGCAGGCGGUGGAGCGGGUGGAGCACCACCUGGAGCGGGUGGAGGCGGAGGGGUGACAAUACCAGCGGCUGCCGUGAAUGCCGCCAACGCGGUGCAGGCCUAUGUGAAUAGUACGGCGGGAGUGGGCGUCGGUGUGGACACCGUGAUACCGCCGCAGCAGCCUGCCAAGAUCAAGAAGGGUGUCAAACGGAAGGCGGACACCACAACGCCGACGGCCAAUGCCUUUGAGUCCCCGUAUGCGCAAAUGGAUUCGAAAUCGGCCAAGAUAGCGACGCGGCGGGAGUCGAAUCGUCAGGAUCUUACAUUCCAGGGCUCGGGCUACACGCUGUCGCCAUUGGGCGCCGGUCUACCCGGCAUUGGCGGCCUGGUUGGCGUCGGCGUUGCCGGCGGCCCCGGUGUGGUCAAGUCCAAGGAGAAGCUAUCGGAUGCCCUCAAGUCGUGCAACGAGAUCCUGAAGGAGCUAUUCUCAAAGAAGCAUUCCGGCUAUGCCUGGCCCUUCUACAAGCCGGUCGAUGCCGAAAUGCUGGGCCUGCACGAUUACCACGACAUCAUCAAGAAACCGAUGGAUCUGGGCACUGUCAAGCGGAAAAUGGACAAUCGCGAGUACAAGAGCGCGCCGGAAUUCGCCGCCGACGUGCGAUUAAUAUUCACCAAUUGCUACAAGUACAAUCCGCCAGACCACGAUGUUGUCGCCAUGGGACGCAAGCUGCAGGAUGUCUUUGAGAUGCGCUACGCCAACAUACCCGACGAACCGGUGGCCAAUGCCGCCCACCAUCAUCACAGCAGUCACGGCCAUGGGCACGGUCACGGGCACGGUCAUGGCGGACAUGGUCACGGUGGACAUGGCGGACACGGUGGUCAUGGCGGCUACGGUGGCUCUGCCUCCAAUAAGCACGAUGCCAGCGAUUCGUCCAGCGAGGAUUCCAGCGAUACGGAAAACGAAUCCAAUUCGGAUGAGGAACGCAGCGCCAAGCUGAAAAUGCUCGAGUCCAAGCUGCUUGGCCUUCAGGAGGAGAUACGAAAGCUAUCCGAGGAGGCGUCCGCCAAGAAGAAGGCCAAGAAGAAACUCAAGGAGAAGAAGAAACACAUUGGCGGUGGCUCUGGAUCCGGUUCGGCGUCGCAUCAUGGCCAUGCCUCUGGCCCUGGUGGUGCUGGCGGUCUAGGAGCUGGCACUGGCAGCGGUCCCGGCAUGGUAUCCGGCGUACCCGGAGCCGGUGGUGUGGGUGCCUUGGGCGCCGGUGGAGCGGCUGGCGCCAAUCUAUCUGCUCUGCUUAGUGGCUCCCUAGUCGGCGGUGCCGGCGGUUCAUCGUUAGCACUUGGCAGCGGCAUACCCAAUGUUUCGGCCCUGCAUAGUCAGGCGCAUGAUGUGGCCAUGGGCUUUGGCGGUGCCGGUGGCGUCGGUGCCGGCGGACCCGGCUUUGCCGGCAACGUAGCGGUUGCUGUGGCAGCGGCGGGCGGCAAGGCGGGCACAUUGGCCGGAGCCUUGGCAGCGGGUGCUGCAGCGGGCGCUGGAGGAACCUCAACCGGCGGCGGCAGUAAUAGUAAAGGUGCUAAGAGCAAGGGCCAACGUGGAGCCAAGGGUGGAGCAGUCAAUGCCGGUGGCGUUGGUAAUUCCGGAGCUGGUGGAGCGGGCGCUGCAGCGGCGGGCACGGCAGCUGGCGCUGGAGCUGUGGGUGCACCAGGCGGUGGCAAUGCCUCGAAGCGGGCCAAGGGCAGCAAUUCGGCGGGCGCUGGCGGCGGAGCGGGUGCCGCCGCUGCCGCUGGCGGUGGCGGUAAUUCCAAUGCCAAUGCCGCUGGCGCCGGUGCCCGUGGCAGCAGCAAAAAGAAGCCCAGCCAGGUGAUGAACUUUGACUCCGAGGAGGAGGACACGGCCAAGCCAAUGUCAUACGAUGAGAAGCGUCAGCUGUCGCUGGACAUUAACAAGUUACCAGGCGACAAACUGGGCCGCGUUGUUCACAUUAUCCAAAAUCGUGAGCCAUCGCUGCGUGACUCCAAUCCCGACGAAAUCGAGAUUGACUUUGAGACACUGAAGCCGUCGACGCUGCGCGAGCUUGAAAGCUAUGUGGCGUCGUGUUUGCGCAAAAAAACACGUAAGCCAUAUUAUAAAAAGCCUUCCGGCAAGUCAAAGGAUGAACAGAUGGCCGAGAAAAAGCAGGAGCUGGAGAAGCGACUGCAGGAUGUCACCGGCCAGCUGGGGGCAAGCAAGAAAACCGCCAAGAAAGACGAAUCGAACAAGGUGGAGGCCGUUCAGCCAGCGAAUCCCGUGUCGUCGAGUUCCAGUUCCAGCGAUUCAUCGUCGUCGAGUUCGAGUGAUAGCAGUUCGAGUGACUCGAGCGACAGUGAAGCAGGUGACGGUGACGAGCGACCGCCGCGCAAAAAAAAGUCGCGAGACUCGAAUGGCAGCAAUGUAAAUAAUCCUAGUUUGACCACAGUCCUGGGCGGCGCCGGAGCAGGAGGCGGGAGCGUGCCGAGCGGCGGUCUAACGCCGAUCUCGCUGAUGAACCUGGAGCAUGUCCUGAACCCCAAUACACCCACAUCACACACGUCCUACAUGUUUGGUAAUGCCAAUCCGCUGACGGCGGCCGCCAUGCUCAACAAUAACAAUAAGACGACGCUGCCCGGCAGCAAUUUCGGCGGUGCUGGCGGCGGUGGCAACAUGUUGCAUGGUGCUGGACCAGUGCCGGUGGGUCCUGGUUCCACGGCUGCUGCUGCUUCAGCGAAGAAUGGCGCAGCCAACGAAGACCUGGGCAAGGUGCCGCCAGUGUCCGUUAAUUUGGGCGCGCAGCAUGGAUAUCACGGCAGUAGUGGUGCUGGAGCAGGAGGAGUCCAGACCGGUGGCGGUGGCAUACGGAUAGCUAGCAAUCUGCAUAAGCCACCUGGCGGCAUUGGCAGUGAUCUGGGCGACCAUCAUACGGCACUGGCGGCCGCCCUCUUGUCCAGCAAUCAGAACAAUGGGGGUCAGAACACGAACACCAAUCAUCCCGUGGGCGUCCAUGGGGAUGUCAUGGCCAGUGCCUCGCUGUCUGCGGGCCUCAAGCAGAUACCCCAGUUCGAUGAUCCCGUGGAGCAGUCGCUGGCCUCGCUCGAGUUCAGUGCCGGCUCCACAGGCAAGUCGUCAGCGCUAACGGAUAACUUUAUGAUGCAGCAGGAUGGAAGCCAGCAGCAGCAGCAACAACAGCAGCAGCAGCAGGCCUUUGCCCCCUUGGACUAUGUGAAUGAGCUGAUCAAGGGAUCCACAGAUGCUGUGAGCGGCAUGAAUGGCAAUCAUCCGCUGAACUUUGUGCUAGACAUGGCGGCAGCAACGGCCAACCUGCAGAAGCAUCCACAACAGCAGCAGCAGCAACAACAGCAGCAGCAGCAGCAACAGCAGCAGGCGCACAACAACGGUUUCAAUGUGGCCGACUUUGGCAUGCCCGGUUUUGAUAGUCUCAAUAUGACAGGCGCCUCAGCAUUCCUAGAUCUAGAGCACACGCUACAGCAGCAUCAACAGCAAAGCCAGCAGCUGCAACAGCAACAUCAGCAGCAGCAGCAGCAGCAGCAACACCACCAGCAACAGCAGCAACACCACCAGCAACAUCAGCAGCAGCUCACGCAACAGCAACUGCAGCAACAGCAACAGCAGCAGCAUCUCCACCAACAGCAACAGCAACAUCUCCAGCAACAGCAACAGCUGCAACAGCAGGUGGCCAAUAAGAUGCUGAUCAUACCCAAGCCCAUUGAAUCGAUGAUGCCCAGUCCGCCGGACAAGCAGCAACAGCAGCAGCAGCAGCAGCAGCAACAUCUCCAGCAACAGCAACAUCUCCAGCAGCAGCAGCAGCAGCAACAGCACCAAAAGGGAAUACUCCCGCAACAGUCGCAACUGGACAUGAUGCUGGCAGCAGCGGCGGCGGCCAACUUCCAAGGCAAGCAGGUGCAGGCCUUUAAGGCCGCCGAGCAGAACCUAAAGAAUGCAAGCUCUUGGUCCUCUCUGGCCUCGGCCAGCUCUCCAUCGUCGCACACAUCCAGCAGCUCGAGCAGCAGCAAGCCCAAGCCGGCCAUGGACUCGUUCCAGCAGUUCCGCAACAAAGCCAAAGAACGCGAUCGCCUCAAGCUGCUGGAGGCGGCCGAGAAGGAGAAGAAGCACCAGAAGGAGGCCGCCGAAAAGGAGCAGCAGCAGCAGCAACGCAAGCAUCACAAGUCCUCCUCAUCGUCGUCCUCCUCCUCCUCAACAGCAGCAUCGCAAGCAGCCGCAGCAGCAGCAGCGGCGGCAGCGGCAGCAGCAGCCGUAGCCGCCGCUUCAGCGGCCUCCACGCAGGCGGCGGCCGUGGCAGCCUCGACGGCAUCGGGUGUAGCAGUAACAGUCACACCCUCGGUGGUCUCCAGUGCCUCGAAUGCUUCCGGCGGUAGCAGUAGUGGCGGAGGUGCCGGUGGUGGUCAGGCCAGCGGCGAACGCGAGCGCGAGAGGGGAGAACGUGAGCGGGAACGGGACAGAGACAGAGAGCGGUCCGGCAGCGGUCAGUCGGGGAAUGGCAACAACAGCAGCAAUUCGGCGAAUAGCAAUGGACCCGGCAGUGCGGGCAGCGGAGGCAGUGGCGGCGGUGGCACCGGCGGCAACAGUGGUCCAACCAGCACAGGUGGACCCAACAGUGGAGGCGGCGGUGGCGGCGGCGGCGGCGGCGGAGGCGGCGGAGGCAAUGCUAACAGCAAUAAUGGAUCCGCUGCCGCACUGCUCAAUGCCGGCAGCAAUAGCAACAGUGGCGUUGGCAGCGGCGGCGCCGCAAGCAGUAACAGCAACAGCAGCGUGGGCGCCAUGGUGGGCAGCGGCGGACCAGGUUCCAAUAGCCAGGGCAGCAGCGGUGGCGCCGGUGGUGGCGGCACUGGCACUGGCGGCAGUAAUGUGAUGGGCAGCGGGGCCCUGGACUAUGGCCAGCAGGUGGCCGUACUCACCCAGGCGGCGGCACAUGCCCAGGCGCAGCAUGUGGCCGCCGCUGUGGCCGCCCAGGCCAUACUGGCUGCCUCGCCCCUGGGCGCUAUGGAGAGCGGAAGAAAGAGCGUUCACGAUGCCCAACCGCAGAUAUCGCGGGUGGAUGACAUUAAGGCAUCGCCGGGCGGCCAGGGCCAGAGUUCACCGGCCCAGCAAUCGCCGCAGGAUCGGGCGGCCGCCAAGCGCGCCGAACAGCGGCGGGCCGAGCAGGAGCGGCGCAGGCGCGAAGCGUUGGCUGGCCAAAUCGAUAUGAACAUGCAGAGCGAUCUCAUGGCUGCCUUUGAAGAGACACUGUAGGCCAAGGCCCGCAAUGGCAAUGGCAAUACCUUCUCAACCAGGAGCAGCAGCAGCAGCAGCAGAGCCUCCACGGAGACGACAAGGCGGCGAGGGCUAAGGCGACAGCAACGGACAACGUUGGACAACAGCAACAAAAGGAAAAGCUAAAGACAGAAGCAGCCUCCCACAGUAAACAGAAGCAAAACAAAAGCAUCUAAUUAAGAAGCAAGUUUCUAAGGCGUAACUAAAACAUACGUACAUUUAGUGAGUAUCUCUAAUAUAUGCAUAAAACAUAUACGAAUGGAGAGAGGAUUGAGGAAUGAGGAUUGAGGAUUGAGGAUUGAGGAGCGAGGAGCAUGAGAGCAGCAGAAAAUUUUCCUUUUUGAAACACACACAUUUUUUUAACUUACGAUUAUUAUGAUUGUGUAUUUACCAACUAUUAAGCUGAUAAUAACGAUUAAUUAUUAAAUAUUAAGAACAAAGAUGGUACGAGUACGAUUAGAAUGGACAUCGCUUGUGGUUCCAAAACAAACAAACAAACAAAACAAAAAAAUAAUAAGAAGCAAAAAACAAAAGCUUAUGUUUAAUAUUAUUAUUCACGUGUAUAGGCAAGUUUUAGUUGAUAAGUUUUUUUUCCCCCCUUCAUUGUAUAAACACACCUAUGCUUAGAGUUGUUAACUAAUUUAAAAACAGAUAAAAAAAACAACAACAAACAAAACGAAACUAAAGUAAAAAAAGCUUAAUAAUAAGAUGAAACCAACCCCAAACAGAUACAAGCAAUCAUAUAUUAUUUUCUUUCCUUUUUAAUAAUUUUUUGCAAAACUUGCAAUU